AUGCCCGCACACAUGCGGCCGUCCUGGUGUCCCUCGCCCAGCGAAGUCCGCCAAAAGGCUCGCGAGUACACAACACGCCUCUUCCAAGAUCGCGACACCCUGCAACAAAUCCUAGAACGGCAUGAAACUACGAUCCGCAAGCGCUGGACCAAGAAAACGAAUUCGCAGAAAAAGAAGAUACUCCUGCAGGCAUGGCCCAACAUGUCAACCCAGCAUCGACCCGACGUAGAGGCCUGGCGUCGCCAGUCAACGAACAGAGACGCUUAUUUAUGGCCGUACAUUAACCUGGAGGAUCUCUUCAAGACGAAGUCGCUUCUGCUCCUCCUGCAUUCUCGUGGGAGACACCAGCCCCACGAAUUCGUGCACUCUGAUCUCGAGCAGGCCCGCCUGGGCGAAAUCACGAGAGUCAUUCAACCGGGAUUCCUUAACGGAUUUACGAUGCUUUUCCACGGUCGGACCACGCCCGACACGUACGGGGACCUGGUUGAUUGGGACGACGGGGAGAUGAUUUUCGAAUUCCUCAACAAUGGCCUGGGUAUGCAUCCUGGCCAUGGUCUGGUGGCACUCGAGAUCCAGCAGCGCCUGUCGUCCAUCGUGCCUAACCCUGGGCCGCCGCAUGGCCAGCAGGAGAAUGUUACCUCCCUUGAGAUCAUGGCAGCAGAGGCUCCGUAUCGGGUGCCUGCGCGUCUCGAUAUCAAACGUUUGCUAGCCAUGACAGUGGCUGAGUGUGAUGCGAGAGAAGAGCAUAUAUGGGCUCUGCGCGAGGAUCCAAGCUACUUUGCGGAGGUCAUGGAAGACUGGGCAGCUCAUCGGCCAGAGGUAUUGCUAGAUGCGUAUGGCCGGAAACAUCCGUCGCAGACGAAACCCGGGCGACCGGUCUUCUGGAACAUAGUAGUUGACAAAGUUGUGGUUGAAUCGUACUUGGGAUUCGCCACAUUUGACCACAUCGUCAAGCAGGUCAAAGACUUGGAGAGUCUAUUGUCACGACAUGCAAGCAAGAUCAAGCCGGAAGACGACCUACCCGCCGAUCUCAUGGAAGCAUUCCAGAACUUGAGAUUCACAUUGGAUGCUGCCAAGAAAGGUCUCAUAGAAAUACUCCAACAGGGCCUUUUCUCCUCGCCGCCCAUCCGGCAAUUCUGCCACCGUCAACAGAAUGGCCUACCCGCACCUCCGGAUCACGGCAUUCACCGCAUCAUGCCGUUAUUCCAGAUGCUCUUCGACGACGAGCAACUCUUCCUGUUCGGCCUCCACACAAUCACCGACGAAAUCGGCCAUUCACUUGAGCACGACCGCGCCGUGAAAGCGGCCAUCUCGCCUUGGGUAGCCAGCCAUCUCUCUUCCCUUUCUACCCCCUGGGCGCGCAAAAUCGAAGAUGGCGUCGAUCAAAACGAGGACAAGCUGUUGUCCACUUAUGCGCAAACGUUCGGCAAGACCGUUGAGGCCGCUCGGGCCGCCGAAUCGAAUCUGGAUACGGUAUGGAAGGAGUUGGAUCAGCACUACAGGGCCAGCGGCAGCCGCAAGUCGCCACACGAUUUGCGGACCGCUCCCUGGGUGGAGAAGGAGAAACAGGAUACAGUGUCCGAAGGGAUCUACGAUCGCCACGCUUUCUCUGGAAUCCGUUGGAGUUAUCUAGCAGCUUCCAUCUCAUGUACAAUUAAUAGAGCAAGCAUGUGUAGCAAGCACUUAUUCACUAUAAAAUCGUCAUCCGCACGUGAUGAGGAUAUAGGCGCCUCUAUCAUACCACACGAAACGGUCGACACCAAACCUGUAUUUCGUGUCGACAGGCGAGCUUACAAAGUAUUCAAGUCACUCUUCUAUUCCGCCGAUCACGACCUACCGGGCGAAAUCUCCUGGUUCGAUUUCCUGCACGCAAUGGUCACUGUGGGCUUCUCGGCAGAAAGGUUGCAUGGGUCGGCUUGGAACUUUGCGGUCAAUGGUUCGGAUAUAGGCGUGGAAAGGAGCAUUCAGUUUCACGAACCGCACCCGAGUAGCAAGGUCCCUUUUCACGUGGGGAGGCGUUAUGGGCGGCGUUUGGCGAGGGCUUAUGGGUGGUCGGGAGACGCUUUCCGAUUGGAAUAG
This is a messenger RNA of Westerdykella ornata, 2079 nucleotides long. RefSeq lists its product as uncharacterized. Lineage: Eukaryota; Fungi; Ascomycota; Dothideomycetes; Pleosporales; Sporormiaceae. The transcript is spliced from 7 exons. The record is from RefSeq and is a predicted model, not a curated record. The coding region runs from base 1 to 2079 and encodes 692 amino acids.